This is a messenger RNA of Exaiptasia diaphana, 1394 nucleotides long. RefSeq lists its product as uncharacterized. Bases 95 to 694 code for a protein of 199 amino acids. Lineage: Eukaryota; Metazoa; Cnidaria; Anthozoa; Actiniaria; Aiptasiidae. The transcript is spliced from 3 exons. The record is from RefSeq and is a predicted model, not a curated record.
UAGACUAGAGUCAUACCGAAAGUGACAGAACUAUUGAAGCUAUUGUAGUAACAACAUCUCUUUGUAGAUUUAGUUUGUAGUUUUAGAGACGAAAAUGGGAAGAACAGAACAUCAAAAACAUUCCCGGGAGAAGCUGAAAGGAAAUUUUGAACCGGAAGUAACACAUUCCAUUCCAACUCCGGAGGUAACGCAUUUGACUCAGGAAGUGACACAAGCACUGGGCGCUGCAAAGGGUGGUUCCUUUUCGGAAAAGCUCAAAUCGUUAUCCAUUCACAGCAUACACAGAAAACAGGCACUUUGUACGUGGAUCGAAAGAGAGMAUUCAAUGUACGACAUGAAACACACUAACCAAUUGGUUAACAACAGUUUAGAAUUCAGUCGCAAACUCAUGGACCUUGCUAAAAUUAGAAAACCUUUAAAACGAAAGAGACCAGCUCAGCAAGAGUUACCAGACUGUUCCCAUGGUGAUUCAGCAGCGUGCGUUCAUCGGAGAAAAACCGCACAACAAGAAGAAAAAGAGCAAGACUUCAGCGGACGGCUUAUGGGAUUAACGGUUAGGAAGAAGCGGUUCGAUCCUUAUGAGCAUGCGCAUUGCUGUCGAUGCGUUCAGAGCUUCGAGUGCUUUUGGCCGAGACCUAAUCUUCUUACUAUAAGAAUGCAAGAUUUAGAUAGGCUUGAAGGUCAUAAUUCGUAGGAUUGUGUUCAGCUAUGUUGCGUCAUUGCUAAUUAUACAAUAGAGUAGUUGAAUCSAGGGCMUUAUGCUGUGAUAUUUGUCCGCGGAAAACUGGAUAUUAACAACAAAUAGUCGCCCGAGAAUGCAGAGAUGUCAACGGCUCUAUUGUUUUUAUUGUUCAACAACAAUUUUUUUGGGAAGCGGUGUGCUCUAUCGCGUCACGUGGUCGGCUCCCCACCAAUGAGAGAGGAGGAAAAUCUAUUGCUGAAUUAGAAUUAAUGAUAAGUCGUUCUGCAUGGAACAGUCUUUGAUUGUAUUGAAUAGAUUCCAUGCUAAGUAUUCGUUGGAUACACUAUUCAACAAAGCGCGAUUCACACUGGUGUUUAAAUUAAUAAUGUAUCAAUCUAUUGGAAUUAGUGUGUUACUUGCUUUAUGACAUAACAUCUGAUUUUACUUGCAAAUGGUUCUCAAUGAAAAAGUGGAGAAGAAUCAAUUCUUACAAGAAUGUAUCAGUUUCCAUCAGGUUUCCUUUAUUUACAAAGUACUAAAGAUAGCUGGCUUGCAUUGUAUCCUGGUACCUAGCUAGAACACGCAAUGCCACAUUAUUUCAAGACAUAUUUAUUAAUUAUUUAUUUGAAAAAGAAUAUAUUUAUAUCUUAUAAUUUACAUGUAAUCAAUCCCAUAUUCAAGGUUUAUAAAAGUAUCAUUUAUAAUAUGCUAA